AUGCCCAACAAACGCGUGCUAAGUGCAUCACCAGAUGCAGAUACAGCACUAGACCUCCAGCACAUGAAAAAGAUGCCGAGAAAGGAUAUCCUUCGCGGAAAGCUGCGUGAUCCAGUUCAUAAUCUAAAUGGGGACAUCCUGAAUCUGAUUUUCGACCGUCUACCCAUCGUUGACAUCGUCUCCUGUGUAUUCUUGAGCAAGGCCUGGAAGUCUGCAGUUCUCAUAUGGAUGCAUCAGAGCUCCAAACUCGCUGGCCAAAAGCUACGGCGCCUUUGCUAUGAGACAGCCCCGGCUACUCUAUGGCAGGGAAUGUCCAUUGCUGAAAUCAAACACCAUGCAUCCAGUCUCUAUCGCAUGAACUCCGCCAAGGCAACAUCUUUAUUUUCGUGUCAUGGCCCGGUAGGAUACCUGGAUGUCGGGGACUUUGUUGCACACCUAUCGAGGGGAGAUCCCAAUUUUUCGGACCUCGACUCAGUCCUCCGUUGGCGCCCUCUUGAGCCCGCAUAUAACCCGCAGGACAACGAGUUGAAAGUGUAUGAAAUACCGCGAAUGUCCGAGAGGUUCCUCGAUAGCACCGUGGUUGCAGUGUUUGUCAAUCGCGAUGGGGUGGUAUUGGUGAAUUUGGAACAUCUCCGCGUCCAGGAACGCAGGCUCUUCGUGUAUUCGCCCGUCGAAGAGAAAAGGCUUUGGGACUAUUCCUAUCCCAUCCAAGACUUGCGUUCUCGUUCCCUCUCAUGGCGAGUGUCAUUUGGGCCAGUCGCGCUAGGUCGGUCGUAUGUAUACUGCGUGAGUGCGGAAAGACCUUCCAGUUGGGUUCUGCUGGCAUAUGACUUUCGAACUGGAAAGGAAGUAUAUCGAGUUCGCAGGGGCGCUCGGUGCUUUCAUAGUCAGAGCACCUGGCUGGCGGAGGGCAAAUCUGUACCUGAUCGUCUGGUCCGGCUGGUGGAGGUCAACGGCGAAGAGCUCCUCGUUUUGAUAUCAGACUCAUCGAAAUGGGCCGUCGGCACAGUUGAAAUCGUCAAGGGCCGAGACGGUCAGCUGCUGCACAGCAUCAAGUACUCCCCAGCUUGGAAGGCCAGUUGCCUCGCAGACCCGUUGACCAACCAAGUAGCAUUGAUGUGGUAUAAGCCUGCUCAAAAAGCAGUCAAUCUAGGCCACAGUAUCACCCUGAUGCAUACCUUUUCAUAUCAACCAGGCCAGCCAUUCGCCCUGUCCCCCCUGAUAGCUGUUAAGCGCCACACACCGUGUGCGCAGUAUGAAACGCUCCAGCCCUUCACCAUGACAAACAUCGAAGUGACUCCUACCGUGAUGGGUGGGACGCCUGUACAGUUUACCAUCACCCGUAGCUGUCUGGUCCGAGUGUACAGCCGCUGGGUUUACGAUCUGGCCCUCCAGGCUGCCCUCGAUCUUUUCGAUGACAACCCCAACCAUAUCCCGUGCUACACUACCGACGACCCAACGGCUGUGACUGUUUCUGAGCCUGCUGGACCAUCUUUGCCACCGAGUUCACAGGAUAGUAAGACACUCUCUGUGAAUACCAUGCCUAUCCCGGCAGUCUACUGGCUGGACCAUGCCCGGCUUGUAAUCCAGGCAAAGGCCUUUACACGGGUUGUUCGAUUUUAG
Molecule: messenger RNA, 1623 nt
Organism: Aspergillus puulaauensis
Lineage: Eukaryota; Fungi; Ascomycota; Eurotiomycetes; Eurotiales; Aspergillaceae
Product: F-box protein
Exons: 3
Coding region: 1-1623 (540 amino acids)
Molecular function (GO): protein binding
Source: RefSeq, a predicted model, not a curated record